AUGCAGAGCAAGAAGAGAAGAUUAAAGCAGGAGAAGAUGAUAUUAUUAUUUUUAUUAGAUGUUAAGAAGAUGCUAAUAAUGAAUGCUAUUGAAUGGCAGCAACAACCACUUACUAGCAAGGAGACAUUCACCAAAAUACAUGCAUGGACAGACUACAGACUCCCAGGGAUAAAGACACCAAAUAACCUAUCAGAGAGAUAUAUAUGUGAUGCCUGGGCAGACGCAGUGUUUGUCUCCGCGAGGCUCAGACGGCAGCUCACCGGCCGAGACAGCCAGCCAGACGUCCUGUGGAACCCAGGAGGCAGCUCGGAAGGUCGCCGGCUGUAUUAUCAAUCGCCUCAACGUCGCCUUGUUUCCGUCAGCUACUCUCUCUCAGGCCGAUUUCAGCUGUUCAGAAGACUCAUUAUUACAGUUCGGAUAUCCGGAAGACGAACCGCAUAUAUACCAGCAGACAGCCACCACACAUACCAGCUAACCAGACGCCAAUAUCAACUACCGAUCCCCUACUACCAACAACAGCAUAUACCCAUAUCAAACCCCAUCAUCAAUACCACCAUCAUGCCCAGUCUAAAGAAAGAGUACCCCUGGAUCCAGGAACCACUCAUAAUAUGUCCUCCCAUGCUCCCCGUCGCAACAGGCGAGCUGGCCGCCGCCGUCUCAGCCGCACGCGGAAUCGGCUUCAUUGGACUCGGCAACAACAUCGACAAACUUGACGCCCAGCUCUCCCUGGCCGCUCACCACCUGCAAACAACACACGCCCAAACCAGCCUACAAACAGCCAACGCUGCAAUCCUACCUGUUGGAGUCGGGCUUUUAAACUGGGGCGUCAACCUCGAAGACGCACUGCCCUCUAUCAAAAAGCAUGUUCCGGCAGCUAUUUGGCUGUUCGGCGCUGCACGAGAGACCAUGACGGCUCUGUACGGGGAGUGGAUUGCUCGUGUCCACGCUGAGACGAACGGACUCACCAAGGUCUGGGUACAAGUUGGAUCUGUAGCAGACGCGCUGAGCGUAAUGGACGUUUCUGACGCCCAUCGGCCGGACGUGCUUGUUCUGCAGGGCUCGGAUGCAGGUGGUCACGGCCUGAAGAAGGGAGCAGGCAUAAUUACGCUUCUGCCUGAGGUGCAUGAUGCGUUGGCCGAGAAGAACAUUGGUAUCCCGCUGGUUGGAGCAGGUGGGAUUGCGGAUGGGCGCGGCGUGGCUGCUGCUUUGUGUCUGGGAGCCGAUGGUGUGGCGAUGGGCACGCGGUUCCUGGCCUGUAAGCAGACGGAUAUCAUGAAGGGGUAUCAGGAUGAAUUGAUCCGGGCAAGCGACGGGGGCCAGACAACUGUUCGCACAACUAUCUAUGAUCGGCUCAGGGGCUACGUGGACUGGCCGGAGGAGUAUGAUGGGCGCGGGAUGGUGAAUCAGAGCUACGUGGAUGAGCAGGCGGGCAUGUCUGACGAGGAGAAUAGGCGGCUGUAUGAAGUCGAGAAAACCAAGGGGGACGCAGGGUGGGGGGUUAAGGGCAGGAUGACCUCGUAUGCUGGGACGGGGGUAGGGUUGGUUAAGGCCGUGAUGACGGCGGAGGAGAUAGUGAGCCAGGCCCGCGACGAGGCCAGGAAAGUGCUUAAACUAGAUGUCUAG
Trichophyton benhamiae CBS 112371 is the source of this 1623-nucleotide messenger RNA. RefSeq names its product oxidoreductase, 2-nitropropane dioxygenase family, putative. NCBI's taxonomy places the organism in Eukaryota, Fungi, Ascomycota, Eurotiomycetes, Onygenales, Arthrodermataceae. The coding region runs from base 1 to 1623 and encodes 540 amino acids. The transcript has 3 exons. Gene Ontology annotation, molecular function: nitronate monooxygenase activity. The record is from RefSeq and is a predicted model, not a curated record.